Messenger RNA from Salvia splendens (bonfire salvia), 2347 nucleotides. RefSeq lists its product as uncharacterized. The coding region runs from base 106 to 1971 and encodes 621 amino acids. The record is from RefSeq and is a predicted model, not a curated record. Lineage: Eukaryota; Viridiplantae; Streptophyta; Magnoliopsida; Lamiales; Lamiaceae. The transcript has 4 exons.
GAUUUUACUCUCCCUCUGCCCUCAUUCGCGACACCGAUUCGGCGGCAAAAUCCGCAAACUUUCAUGUAUCGCGUUUGACGUGGAGGUAGGUUAGCCUGUACAAACAUGGUGAGGAAAAGCAAGAGAAGAGCUGGUGCAGCCACUAAACCUACUAAAGAAGAUGUUACUAGCAAGAGACCGCUGAAAAGGCUGAGAAAAGCUAUUACUGAUUCUGAAACUACUCCAGAAGAGGUAGUAUCGAACAAGAAUAUAGUUGAAGAUGAAAAAGGCGAUGUUGCAAAAGAACCUGUUCCAACUCCUAAAGUGAGGAAGCCUUGUACAUGGCUUAAGCUUGACAGGCUUAACCCUGAAUUUGGAAGCAAAUCUCUUGAGAGUUCUAAACAAGGCAAAGAAGCCAAGCCUGCUGCUACAGUCAAAUCCCCGGGAAACAAUAAGAGUAAGAGAAUUGACAAAUUUGAAGAAAAAUGUCAUUCCCAUCCGGUGGUUACUGAUGAAGAGAAAAAUUUACGUCGCCAUAGGAAGGAAGCAGAGCCUUCCGCAGAAGUCAAAACCCCAGGAGACAAUAAGAGGAAGGGAGAUGAAAAAAAUGAACGAAAAAAAGGUCAUUCCCAUCCGUUUACUAAUGAAAAGCUAAAUUCACGUCGCCAUGACAGAGAAAAAGACCUUAUCAAAGAAAUUGAUGAUGAAGCUGAGAAAGAACUAGGUGGAUUGAUUUUUAUGUGCAACUCCAAAACCAAACCAGAUUGUUUCAAAUACCAAAUAAUGGGUGUGCCAGCACACAAGAAAGAGGUUGUUAUGAGCAUCAAGCCUGGUCUUAAAUUUUUCCUUUAUGAUUAUGAUCUCAAGCUCAUGUAUGGGGUCUUUGAAGCAUCAUCUGCCGGUGGAAUGAAACUUGAGCCAGAAGCUUUUAAUGGGGCUUUCCCAGCUCAGGUUCGUUUCAUUGUUCACAAAGCAUGCCUUCCACUACCCGAGAGUGUGUUUAAGAAAGCAAUCAGAGACAGCUAUGAUGAAAAGAAACGCAAGUUCCAAACAGAGUUGACAGUAAUGCAAGUGAAAAAUCUGAUAGGCGCGUUCUAUCCCGCCCCCUUGCUGCAUCCAAAUGGAAAAUCCAUGGUCCAAGAACCACCUUUUUACUCAAAUUCACCAGCAACUUCAUUUAAUGAGGAUUACCGGAGGCAAAGACAUUUGAUUAAGUGUAGCAACUCUGAUAUACAAGGAACGUCUACCCCCUUUCAUCAUGAGAAAGAAUUAUCCGGCAACCAUGUAAUUCAUAGCCCAGUUCCAGUACGGGAUCCACUUUUUCUUUCUGAGCAAGAAUACAGAAGUAACGGGCUUCGACAAGGCAGGCAUCACCUGCCAUCAGCUACAGGCGAUGAUAUCAGCAAUUUGUCAGGGACUAAAAAGCUUGAUCUUGAACUAAAUCAUCUACUUAGGAUUCCUGUUUCCACGAGUAUAGUAGAUUCAGCUGUGCAGCAAAGAGAAGUUAAUCAACCUGAUUCUCUCUACCUUAGUGAAAAGGAGUACCGCAUACAUGGCCUCCGGUUACCCCAGCCUCCUGUAGUGCCAAAUGUGGCAUCUCCCAUGAUGACAGAGCCUCGCAAUGAUUCAUGUGACCCGUAUGAUGAGGCCACCACCUCAUUGGUAAAUCGAUAUCUGUCUAUGCCGAUGGCAACAGCAGUUCCAGCAGAACCAUAUCCCCUGGUUGGUAGGGAGCGUUAUUUCGGUGAUCUGAACCACACUAACCAAAUGCUAAGCCAUCCACCCAGGACAUUCCAUGAUGGACAUAGAGCUUUACCCCAUAAUUUUCAAGAGCAAUCAGUAUUCAACCAAAGGUCAUAUUCACUGAAUGCUUCUUGCGAACCAUCAGAGCAGAGUCGGGGAGUCGGUCUCCACCAUGAAGCUGAUCUAAUGUCUGCACCAGUCUCCCACCGCUAUUCCUUUGCAGGACCUUCUCUACCACAGCGCAGAUAAGAUUAAUUUACUCUCUUGGAUACUUGUUAUCCAUUCACAAGUCUUUUGCUGCGAGUAUCAGUGUCUUCUGGAAUUCAUCGGAGAAGCAUCGAUGAUCUGCUGCGACUUUGUUGCAUGUUAUUAGCUAUCUUUCCUUCAUUGACAGUCAAAUCCUGUGUUGUUUAAGCUUAUAUAUUGACGUAUUCUUAUCACUUGAUAUUGUGCAUAAACAUAUAUGCAUGCCAUGGAGUUGAGCCACCAGUUUUCACCUCACUUCUUAUUUUUUGCAUGUACAGAUAUAUUGUUCUAGUUUUAGAAUUAGACAAUAACUACUUGUAAUGUAACUGAGGUGUAGGCGUUUCUUGACUGAAAUAAAUUCAUAUCUAUUGUUCUGUAA